AUGGCUUCUCAUUUCUCGCGUCCUCGAACCUGUGCAAUUCCCAUCAUAGACCCCUCUGGCCAACUAGUUUCUGUGGACAGUGUGAAUGGAGUUUCGAGAACAAGCCCGCCUUCACAUAGUCAUCCAAGGACUCAAACAAAUGGGGUUCCGUCCACCGCAUCAAGUAAUUCUCCACGACAAGAUGUCCCUGUUCAAACUUAUUCAGCUGGUUAUACAGCUCCGGCAUUGAGUUCAAGGGUCCAGAAUACCCCUGCUGGAUUCCAGGGACAACAACUCAACUACCUUGAACGAAGAAGGGAGGCAUUCUCUGUCGAUGAAUCACACCACUUCUCUCUCAACUCACAACUCCCGGCAUGGCCAAGUCAAAGGUCUAUUUACAAUGGCACCAACCAACCUGCAGGUCGCUCAACCACUUGGAAGCCAGAUGUAUAUGCUCGUAGCUAUGUUCCGGCGUAUCUCAUCGCCAUUAACCGAUCCCCUGCGGUUGAUAGAUAUAGCACGCAAUUGAAGAGUAUCGAUUUUGCGUCAUACGUUGCGAGGUUUUCAGGGACUUCGUUUCUAGAGCCGUUACCUGUUGAAAAUUUACCAACGCUCAAGAGCGUGCCCGUGUCAAUCUCCCGUCACACCAGAAAUCUGUCGCCAUCAUCUUACCUUUAUUACUUUGACGAAUGCCUUCUCUUGGAAGGGAUGAACUAUUCCCAGGAGUUAUCAGGACGCAGUCUCUAUAACGUCAUACUUACUUUGACGGACGCCAGACAGAAUCUUUAUAGUCUCCAUGUACCUGGUCUUAAAGAUGGCGCACCAAAAGUUGGCCUGGGAGAUACUGUGCUCGUGCGACAGAUAGUCCCUUUCCCCCAACUUGCCCAGCAAGGAGCUGAAUGGCUGAGCCAUAACAAGACAAACCUCACCGGAUCCAUUGCGCCUGGCUUUUCGGGUCACCAACUUCACGCUGUUGUAUGGGGGAUAUCUAUGGCAAAGGAAACAAUCAUCAUCAGGAUCGAUCAUCUUCUCCCGACAUCUCGACUCUGCAAUAUCCAAUUUACUGUCCAACCGGAUCUGUUCGUGCCGCUCUGGAGAGCUGUUGUUGACGUCACAGAUGGCAGGCUGUGGGAGCAUGAGGAUGUCAAGGCUGAAGUUGCCGGCUCCAUUGAGAACAAACGAAAUUGGCUUCGUCAUAUGCUCUUUCCAGAACCCAGUGAUGGUGUUUUGCAAACCAUGCUGCCCAAAGGAGCUUUCGAACAUAACUGGGCAGAUAAAGACUUGAAUUAUCAACAGAUGAAAGCAGUCGACUCUAUAAUCACUCGCAACUACGGUACUAUUCCAUUUUUGAUAUCUGGGGUACCAGGGUCGGGCAAAACGAAAACCGUGGUUGAAUGCACGCUGCAACUUCUACAUCAAAACGAUAAAAUAAAACCUCAUAUUUUGCUUUGUGCUCCCUCCAAUCCAGCGGCCGAUACUCUAGCCAUGCGCCUAGCUAAGCACCUGCAGCCCCAUGAAAUGUUCAGACUCAAUGGAUGGUCGAGGACGUUCGCAGAAGUUCCUGACCAGCUGUUACCCUACACACAUUCGGAGAAUGACCUUUUCUCAAUGCCGGAGUUCAAAACUAUGAUGAGCUACAAAGUCGUUGUGACCACCUGCAUGGAUGCACAUAUACUUGUUAGGGCACGGUUGUCUAAUCAAGACCUAAUGAAAUUGGGGUUCGAGAUGUUUAGUUCGAUCUCACCAGGGAUAAAACCGAAUCCGCGGGAUAUGCUUCACUGGACUGCUCUGAUCGUGGAUGAAGCGGCGCAAGCGACAGAGCCAAUGGUUUGUAUCCCACUGUCGGUGGUUGCAACGCCAUUAUGCGUCAAGGAGAACGUUGACUCCUCAAACACAAAGUCCAGUUUACCAUUAUUCAUCAUGGCAGGAGAUGAGCAUCAGCUUGGACCCCGAGUUUCGAAUACCAACACGGCAUUCUCAGUCUCUUUAUUUGAGCGCCUAUUUUCUCUUCCCAUCUACGCAGAUCACCCACUCUCGCGCCGUAAUGCCGGACCAUAUAAAAAGCUAACGCAAGAAAUGCUUCCGAUUCCACGACCAGCAUUCACCAACCUCACUCGCAAUUAUCGGUCUCAUACAUCCAUUCUCGCCAUGCCAUCCGUUCUGUUUUACAGCGACACCCUCAUCCCCUCAGCUACUCCAGCACAUCCGGAUGGGCCUGUUCCAUCGUGGCCAGUCUGGAAAGCACCCCAUCGGUGGCCAAUACUAUUCACCUGUAACACUUCCCCCGAUGAUGUAGAGGAAAUCCUCCACAGUCCAGCCGGUAGCGGCCUUUUCAACCAGGGCGAGGCCCUCAAAGCACUACAUUUCGUACAGUCCCUCCUCGAUCACUCCAACAGCCUAAGUUACCCCUCUAAUGCCGCCACUUUAACUCUCACAACAACCCCAAUGCGGCCCAUCACUCAACAAGAAAUUGCGGUAAUAACCCCUUUCCUGACCCAAGUAACCCACCUCCGACGCCUCUUCCGCGACCACAACCUCCACUCCGUCAACAUUGGCCCCGUCGAGGCAUUCCAGGGCCUUGAAUCGCGCUUCCUGAUAAUCUGCACGACCCGCACGCGCGCCGAGAUGCGCUUUAUUCAGCAGGACCAGUCAUUCGGCUUAGGCCUGGUUGGCGAAAGACGUCGAUUCAACAUGGCCAUGACCCGGGCGAAGGAAGGGUUGAUCGUAAUCGGCAAUCCGGAUGUGCUGGUUGGCGUGUCGAAAGAUGAGUCGUGGCGAGCUUUCCUUAGUUUUUGUGCCAGGAAUGGGUGUUGGGAUGUUGAUGAGAGUAGUGAAGAUGCGGGCAUGAAGAUGUGGGCGUGGGCAGAUAGGUUGGCUGGUCAUCGGAGGCCGGGGCGUGGGAAUGUGAAUGGAUAUGGCAAUCGGGGUGGGAGUGGGAGUGGGAGUGGAAAUGAGAAUGGGAACGGCAAUGGGAGCGGCAACGGGAACGGGAACGGGAACGGGGUUGCGGCGCAUGCAGAAAAUUAUGAAGAGGAGGACGAUAUACGGCUUCAGGGGUAUGUGAGCCGUUUGGAGCGGGGUUUGCUCUAUGCGCAGAGCGCAAAGGAAGGUUAUGACGGGGUCAGCGGGCCUGUUGAUGGGGAGAAUUCGGGUGAUGCUACAGGCAGACAUUAUCUAAAGGGAGGCCGGUGCGGACAAGAGAAAGGGAAGGGUUAUUUGGGUAAGGAAUGGAAUACGGUUGAUGAUUAUGAUGCGGCGAUGUGGACGGCGGGAAUCGCGGCUGAGGAGGUGCUACGGGGUUCGCUUGAUGACUGA
Molecule: messenger RNA, 3294 nt
Organism: Histoplasma capsulatum G186AR
Lineage: Eukaryota; Fungi; Ascomycota; Eurotiomycetes; Onygenales; Ajellomycetaceae
Exons: 1
Coding region: 1-3294 (1097 amino acids)
Biological process (GO): regulatory ncRNA-mediated post-transcriptional gene silencing
Cellular component (GO): cytosol; P granule
Molecular function (GO): helicase activity
Source: RefSeq, a predicted model, not a curated record